GGCCUCCGUAGUGCGCCCAAAUGAACUGCCCAGCGACACGUUUAAGAGUGAUGACAUCAGAGUGCGCCUCCGUCGCCUCCGCCAUAGCCAUGAACAGCGUCGGGGAGGCUUGCACCGACAUGAAGCGCGAGUAUGACCAGUGCUUCAAUCGCUGGUUUGCCGAAAAGUUCCUCAAGGGAGACGGCUCCGGGGACCCGUGCACCGACCUCUUCAAACGCUACCAGCAGUGCGUGCAGAAAGCAAUAAAAGAGAAAGAGAUUCCUAUUGAAGGACUGGAGUUCAUGGGCCAUGGCAAAGAAAAGCCUGAAAACUCUUCUUGAUAUUAACUGUCACCUUGAAAAUGGAUUCCUAUAUCAGGAAAUUGAGGACUCUGGAUUUUGUCAACUAAGGCUGUGAAGAUAGCUGUAGGAUUCAAUGAAUAUAGGAGGAAAUUAUUUUAUUUCUUCUCUAUUGAUGUUUUCCUCUCACUUGUAAAAGAUGAUGAACCACCACUCUGCUUUGAGAUGAUUUCUUACUUGAUCUGGCAUCUUCCAGAACCUCAGUGGGCUAAAACUGAACAGUUUCUUGGGAUUAUGGUUGCAAUACCUGGUCUGAAAUCAGCUUUAAAUAUAUCUUGUAUAUAAAUUAUUGAUAAACUAGUCAAGAUGAGCAGGGUUGCCUGACUUCUUGGUUUUGCUGCAAAGGACAUUAGCUACAUUGUACUGAGGUCGUUGUUCAUGAAAACAAUUGGUUAGGACUUCUUUCUUCUCUCAGGGAGCUAAUGCUUUAAAAAAGGAAUCCAGGCACAACAGUUUCAUCCAGUUUAUUUUUAUAACAGUUGAAAAAGAUUGCUGGUGGCCUGGGUAAGCAAAGAGGAAGACAUUCUUUAACAGACAGUUCCCUGCCUUAAUAAGAGGUGUCCAAUUAAGACAUGAAAGCUUCAAGAAUGUUAAAACGAACACCAUUUCAGAGCUCACAGCAUAGUUCUGGAACUACGUUACUUGGAGUUGCUAUGGCAAAAGAAUCCAAACUACAAAAAUUUGUUAUUGCCAGUUAUCAACCCAAGUUAAUGAAUUAAGUCAACCUGCAUAUCAUAAAAAUGUCAAAAUGCUGCAUCUGGUUAAAUGGAGGGGAAAGGUGCUUUCUUCAUUUGCCUUGUUUGCCCACCCUGCCCUAUAUAUUAUGUCUGUAAUCAUGAUGAUGAAAUAAAUUUUAACAUUUAGUUUUUAUCAUUA
Molecule: messenger RNA, 1214 nt
Organism: Ictidomys tridecemlineatus (thirteen-lined ground squirrel)
Lineage: Eukaryota; Metazoa; Chordata; Mammalia; Rodentia; Sciuridae
Gene: Triap1
Product: TP53 regulated inhibitor of apoptosis 1
Biological process (GO): phospholipid translocation
Cellular component (GO): mitochondrial intermembrane space; cytosol; nucleus
Molecular function (GO): phosphatidic acid transfer activity
Source: RefSeq, a predicted model, not a curated record